UUAAAGGUGCAGAGCGUCCAUCCUCCUCUCCGAGCCCCGCACUGAGUUGCAGCUGGACCGCAUGACGGAGCAGCUUCACCCCGACAAGAGACACUCAGAGCCGGCUGCGUUCACACCCUCAAACCUGCUCAGAACCGAGGCGACACGGACCGGACUCACCUACAGUGCCUGCUGCUGAACACCAGCUAACAUGACGGACGCGGAUAAGUUCCUGUACGGUGACCGUGGGGGGUCCAGCAACGCUCUGGACCAUGCCGACUGGUCCACCAAGAAGCUGGUGUGGAUCCCCUCCGAGAAGCUGGGCUUUGAGGUCGGCUCUGUCAAAGAGGAGCAUGGAGACGAGUGCAUCGUGGAGCUCACCGACUCGAGUAGGAAGGUGAAGGUGAACAAGGACGACAUUCAGAAGAUGAACCCGCCCAAGUUCAACAAGGUGGAGGACAUGGCGGAGCUGACCUGCCUGAACGAGGCGUCGGUGCUGCACAACCUGAAGGAGAGAUACUACUCCGGACUCAUCUAUACGUACUCUGGUCUCUUCUGCGUGGUGGUCAACCCGUACAAGUAUCUGCCCAUCUACAGCGAGGAGAUCGUGAACAUGUACAAGGGCAAGAAGAGACACGAGAUGCCUCCUCACAUCUACGCCAUCACAGACACGGCCUACAGGAGCAUGAUGCAGGACCGGGAGGACCAGUCCAUCCUCUGCACCGGGGAAUCGGGUGCAGGAAAAACGGAAAACACCAAGAAAGUGAUUCAGUACCUCGCCCACAUCGCCUCGUCUUUUAAAUCCAAGAAAGAUCAGGGCAGUGCAGUGUUAUCACAUGGUGAACUGGAGAAACAGCUGCUGCAGGCAAACCCCAUCCUGGAGGCCUUCGGCAACGCCAAGACGGUCAAGAACGACAACUCCUCAAGAUUUGGGAAAUUCAUCCGGAUCAACUUUGACGUCACCGGAUACAUCGUUGGAGCCAACAUUGAAACUUAUCUGCUGGAGAAGUCUCGUGCCAUUCGUCAAGCCAAAGAUGAACGCAGCUUCCACAUCUUCUACUACAUGCUGACCGGCGCCGGGGACAAGCUGCGCUCCGAGUUGUGUCUGGAGGAUUACAGCAAGUACCGUUUCCUGUCCAACGGGAACAUGACGAUCCCCGGCCAGCAGGACAAAGACCUGUUCACGGAGACCUGGGACGCCUUUAACAUCAUGAGCAUCCCUGAGGAGGAAAUAAUCGGUCUGCUGAAGGUGGUGUCGGCGGUGCUGCAGCUCGGCAACAUGACCUUCAAGAAAGAGCGUCACUCUGACCAGGCCUCCAUGCCCGACGACACGGCCGCCCAGAAAGUGUGUCACCUGCUGAGCGUCAAUGUGACCGACUUCACCCGAGCCAUCCUGUCUCCUCGGAUUAAGGUUGGCAGGGACUACGUGCAGAAGGCCCAGACUCAGGAGCAGGCCGAGUUUGCGGUCGAGGCUCUGGCCAAAGCCUCGUACGAGAGGAUGUUCCGCUGGCUGGUGAUGCGGAUCAAUAAGGCCCUGGACAAGACCAAGAGGCAGGGCGCCUCCUUCAUCGGCAUCCUGGAUAUCGCUGGAUUUGAGAUCUUUGAGCUGAACUCGUUUGAGCAGAUGUGCAUCAACUACACCAACGAGAAGCUGCAGCAGCUCUUCAACCACACCAUGUUCAUCCUGGAGCAGGAGGAGUACCAGAGGGAGGGCAUCGAGUGGAGCUUCAUCGACUUCGGCCUCGACCUGCAGCCCUGCAUCGACCUCAUCGAGAAAACUACUGGGCCUCCAGGCAUCCUGGCUCUGCUGGACGAGGAGUGCUGGUUCCCCAAAGCCACGGACAAGACCUUUGUGGACAAGGUGACUCAGGAGCAGGGAUCAAACCCCAAGUUCCAGAAACCGAAGAAACUCAAGGACGACGUCGAUUUCUGUAUCGUCCACUACGCUGGAAAGGUGGGCUACAAAGCCGACGAGUGGCUGAUGAAAAACAUGGAUCCUCUGAACGAGUGUGUCGCCACUUUGCUGAACCAGUCUGGAGACAAAUUCAUCGGUGACCUGUGGAGAGACAUGGACCGGAUCGUCGGUCUGGAUAAGGUGGCGGGAAUGUCCAAUUCCAUGCACGGUGCGUUCAAAACUCGUAAGGGCAUGUUCCGCACCGUGGGUCAGCUGUACAAGGAACAGCUGAGCAACCUCAUGACCACGCUCAGGAACACCAACCCCAACUUUGUCCGCUGCAUCAUCCCCAACCACGAGAAGAAGGCGGGUAAACUGGAGCCUCACCUGGUUCUGGACCAGCUAAGGUGUAACGGAGUCCUUGAGGGGAUUCGUAUCUGCAGACAGGGCUUCCCCAACCGCAUCGUCUUCCAGGAGUUCAGACAGAGGUAUGAAAUCCUCACUCCAAACGCCAUCCCCAAAGGCUUCAUGGACGGGAAACAAGCCUGUGAGCUCAUGAUCAAAGCUCUGGAGCUGGACCCGAACCUGUACCGCAUCGGUCAGAGCAAAGUGUUCUUCAGAGCCGGAGUCCUGGCUCACCUGGAGGAGGAGCGAGACAUGAAGAUCACCGACGUCAUCAUCAGCUUCCAGGCGUGGUGCAGAGGAUUCCUGGCCCGCAAAGCGUUCGCCAAGAGACAGCAGCAGCUCACUGCCAUGAAAGUGAUCCAGAGGAACUGUGCUGCGUACCUCAAACUCAAGAACUGGCAGUGGUGGAGACUUUUCACCAAGGUGAAGCCUCUGCUGCAGGUGAGCCGGCAGGACGACGAGUUGCAGGCCAAAGAGGAGGAGCUGGAGAAGGUGAAGGAGAGGCAGCUUCAGACUGAAGAGCAGCUCAAAGAUUUUGAGUCCAAACAACAACAGCUGAAUGCAGAGAAGUUGGCUCUUCAGGAGCAGCUGCAGGCGGAGACGGAGCUGUGCGCCGAGGCCGAGGAGAUGAGGUCUCGUCUGGCCACCAGGAAGCAGGAGCUGGAGGAGAUCCUUCAUGACAUGGAGUCCCGCCUGGAGGAGGAGGAUGAGAGGAUCACACAGAUGAACACGGAGAGGAAGAAGAUGCAGCAGAACAUCACGGACCUGGAGCAGCAGCUGGACGAGGAAGAAGAAGCCCGGCAGAAGCUCCAAAUGGAGAAGGUCACGACGGACGCCAAGCUGAAGAAGUUGGAGGAUGACGUGAUGGUGCUGGACGACCAGAACAACAAGCUCAACAAGGAGAAGAAGCAGCUGGAGGAGAGGAUCUCCGAGUUCACCACCAACCUGACGGAGGAGGAGGAGAAGUCCAAAAGUCUGCAGAAACUCAAGAAUAAACACGAAGCAAUGAUCACAGAUUUAGAAGAUCGUCUCAGAAAGGAGGAAAAAGUGCGUCAGGAGGUGGAGAAGAACCGACGUAAGCUGGAAGGAGACUCCACGGAUCUCACCGACCAGAUCGCAGAGCUGCAGGCUCAGAUCGAUGAACUCCGAGCUCAGCUGGCCAAGAAGGAGGAAGAGCUCCUCGCUGCACUGGCCAGAAUCGAGGAAGAGGCUGCAGCCAAGAACACGGCCCAGAAGCGGAUCAGGGAGCUGGAGGCUCAUAUCAGCGAGCUGCAGGAGGACCUGGAGAUGGAGAAGCAGGUGCGCAAGAAGGCCGAGAGACAGCGCAGGGACCUGGGCGAGGAGCUGGAGGCGCUCAAGACCGAGCUGGAGGACACACUGGACUCGACCGCAACACAGCAGGAGCUCAGGAGCAAGCGAGAGACGGAGGUCGCCCACCUGAAGAAGAAUCUGGAAGAAGAGGCCAAGGUCCACGAGCAGCAGAUGGCCGACAUGAGGCAAAAACACAACCAAACCUUCGAGGAGCUGAAUGAACAGCUGGAACAGGCCAAAAGGAACAAGGCGUCGGUGGAGAAAGCCAAGCAGGCCCUGGAGAGCGACUGGAACGAGCUGCAGAUCGAGAUUAAGUCUCUGACCCAAGGGAAGACAGAGUCAGAGCACCGCCGCAAGAAGGCUGAAUCCCAGGCCCAGGAGCUUCAGAGCAAAGUGACAGAGAUUGAACGACAGAGGCAGGACAUGACCGCCAAGAUGGACAAGAUGCAGGCGGAGUUGGAGAACAGUAACAGCCUCCUGAGUGAAGCAGAAGGAAAAAACAUCAAAUCCAGCAAAGACCUUUCUGCUGCCGAGUCUCAGCUGCAUGAUGUUCAGGAGUUGCUCGAAGAGGAGACUCGUCAGAAGCUGUCUCUCUCAACCCGCCUGAGGCACCUGGAGGACGAGCAGCAACACCUGCAAGAGCUGCUCGAUGAAGAGGAGGAGGGCAAGAAGAAUAUGGAGAAGCAGGCCGCCACUCGGCAGGCCCAGCUGGCAGACAUGAAGAGGAAGCUGGACCAGGAGGUCUUAAACAUGGAGGAGGCAGAGGAGGACCGCAAGCGAGUCCAGCGGGAGAUGGACAGCAUCUUGCAGCAGUUGGAAGAGAAGAGCUCGGCCUACGACAAGCUCUACAAGACCAAAACCCGUUUGCAGCAGGAGCUGGAUGACCUGAUUGUGGAACAGGACAACGUGAGGCAGACCAUGUGCAACCUGGAGAGGAAGCAGAAGAAGUUUGAUCAGAUGCUGGCCGAGGAGAAAACCAUUUCAACUCAGUAUGCCGAGGAGCGUGACAAGGCCGAGGCUGACGCCAGGGAGAAGGACACACGAGCACUGACGCUGGCCGGCGACCUGGAAGCCAUGACGAUUAAUAAAAAAGAGCUGGAACAAGUCAAUAAACUGCUGAAAGCUGAGAUGGAUGACCUGGUUUCCUCCAAGGAUGAUGUCGGCAAGAGUGUCCAUGAACUGGAGUCGAAGCGUGGAAUGGAGCAACAGGUGGAGGAGAUGAUUCAGCUGGAGGAGCUGGAGGACGAGCUGCAGGCCACAGAGGACGCCAAACUGCGUCUGGAGGUCAACAUGCAGGCCAUGAAGGCCCAGUUUGACCGAGACCUGCAGGCCAGAGACGAGCAGGGAGAGGAGAGGAGGAAACAGUAUCACUCAUACUUAUUUUAGGUGCGUGAGAUGGAGGUGGAGCUGGAAGAAGAACGCAGGCAGCGUUCUCUGGCUCUCUCUUCAAAGAAGAAACUGGAACUGGACCUGGCAGACCUCGUACAGCAGAUCGAUGAUGCCAACAAGGGACGCAAUGAGGCGUUAAAACAGCUGAAAAAAAUCCAGGCCCAGAUGAAAGACCUGAUGAGAGAACAGGACGAGCUGCGUUUGUGCAGAGACGAAGCCGUCAACGGGGCCAAGGAGACGGAGAAGAAGCUCAAGAACAUGGAGGCAGAUGCUCUGCACUACAAGGAGGAUCUGGCCACUGCAGAGAGACUCAAGAAACAAGUUCAGAUGGAGAGAGACGAGCUCCAGGAAGAGAUCACCAACAGCGUCUCCAAGAACUCUCUGAUGGCAGAGGACAAGAGGAGGCUGGAGGCUCGCAUCGCCACGCUGGAGGAGGAGCUGGAGGAGGAGCAGCUCAACACGGAGAUGGUCAACGAUCGUAUGAAGAGGACCACGCUGCAGGCCGAGCAGUUGACCAUGGAGCUGGCGUCGGAGCGCAGCAAUUUCCAGCGGGUAGAGGGGGCUCGCUCGCAGCUGGAUCGCCAGAACAAGGAGCUGAAACUGAAGCAGCAGGAGCUGGAGGGAACCAUCAAGUCCAAGUACAAAUCCUCCAUCACCGUUCUGGAGGCUAAGAUCGCUAACCUGGAAGAACAACUGGACAUCGAGUCAAAGGAGCAUCAGCAGGCGUCCAGACUCGCCAGGCGGACGGAGAAGAAGCUGAAAGAGGUGCUGCUGCAGGUCGAGGACGAGAGACGCAACACGGAGCAACACAAAGACCAGGUGGAGAGGACGAACGCCCGAAUGCGCCAGCUGAAGCGCCAGCUCGAGGAGGCCGAGGAGGAGGUGACGCGAGCAAACGCCUACCGCAGGAAGCUGCAGAGGGAGCUGGAUGAUGCUACAGAGUCAACUGACCUUAUGAACCGGGAAGUCACCACCUUGAAGAGCAAGCUUAGACGGGGGGACCUUCCUUCCAACAUCCGACGUACCUUCAUCCGCGCUGGUCUGGACAGCGACGAGGAAGUGGACGUGCAGACUGAAGCGCCUGAGCCCGCAGACAACUGAACAGAGGUCGAGCAGAGAGGAACAAAUCCUAAUUACCACACGGCGACAUGCAACACAACAGCCAAGCGAGCGGUCAAACAUGACUUUCUCUCUGAGAGCUUCUCGCCUCUUGACGAUCUUCUUGUAGCCUUACUGUUGCUUUUAAUUGAAUACUUUCACAUUAGGCCAAAUGAUCAUCUCAGUGGAUGUGAGUGUUUUUCUAAAAAGGGUUUUAUGUUUCCUGGUCUAUUUUUAUACUAAACGGGUUUACUAUACGAGGACACACUGCUCUUACAGCAGCUUGUUUUAUUACCUGAGGUUUAUGUGCUGGUGCCGCAGCAGUUUAGGGGAAAACGCCUGAAAAUGUUAACGCUUUUUUGCACACACAAAUGGGUUCUUUGGGAGCUUUGAUGCAGUUCAUGCUAGUGUCACUAUAAAUCUGCAUAUUUGUACUUCACGCUCAGACUUUGUCAUGAUGCUUUCACGCCAUUACCUCAUCCUACUUUGCACAAUGUCGACACAAACACACACACACACACACACACAAGAAUAGGGAAUUCAUUUGAGGUAACACAGCUGUGGGUGGAAACGUUGCACCAUCAUGUAUGUUAUCUUGGUUGAUGUGUCAUCUCACUUUUCUUUUUUUUUACAUUUUACUGGUUAUUGGUGGUGGGUCAUCAUGUGUUAGAGCUCUGCUUUGUGCCAUGCUUUAUCUGGUUUCCAUCAUGAAUGUGGGCCUCUGAAUUUAUUUUACCCUAAUGCUGUAUUAUCAAAUAGACUUCAUGUUACAUUGAUGCCAUUUAAAUGCUUAUCUACAUUUUAUAAAAUGCCUUAAUGCAAUAAAUCUAAAAAGUAUUUAAAAAGGUG
This is a messenger RNA of Labrus bergylta (ballan wrasse), 6925 nucleotides long. The record is from RefSeq and is a predicted model, not a curated record. Lineage: Eukaryota; Metazoa; Chordata; Actinopteri; Labriformes; Labridae.